CAAAAUAGGAAAGCUCUCUGGCUCUUCAAGAUGUCGACAUAUGAUGUGCAAAGCUUUGCCUUUCAGAGUAUAUCACCGGUUAAAGGUGUUGUCUCUGGUGUCUCGUUUGACCGAGUCAACGUUCACCUGGAUCAGGUGCAAGCAGGCAGGGAAGAGACAAGUGGUCCGUACCACGUCGAGGCUUGCGGAUCACUAUGGGAUCUUCAAGGAACUGUUCCCCAUGGCCUACUUUGUCCCCCGGGGUCACACUGCGCGUCAGCUACGACCAAGACAGCUCAGCACAAGUACAUUAUGGGAAUCACUUGAUGCCCAAAGAGAUGAGCAUCUGCUGGAUAGUGAAGGGGAGUGUGUGCACUGGCUGGUUGGGAACAUCCCAGGUGGGGCUGUGACGGCAGGAGAGGACCUGUCAAUAUCUGGCCCCGAUCCCUGCCAAGGCUACUGGCUUUAACCGCUUUGUCUACAUCAUGUUCAGACAGGAAGGAACCAUCAACUUCCAUGAAGACAUCUGACCAUCACCACAGUGACUAACAGGACAUACAAGUAUCAUUUGUGCUCCAUGACCACCAUCCAUCCAUCUGUUCAUUUCACACUAACACGCUUCCCCCCUCUCUGCUCCUCGAGUGCAUCUCUGUCACAGCGGAUAUUUAAGACUGUAGAUUUCUACAGGAAGCACCAGGACCGCAUGACUCCAGCAGGCCUCUCUCUCUUCCAGGGUUGGAGAGUCAUGCUGUACAGGAUGGUAAGAAGUCACAGGAUUGCUGUAGGGGUGGAGAUCUUUGGAUUAGGCAUCAAGGGGGUUGAGGUCAAGGGAGAAACAAUGGUUUUACACGAUCACGUCGUCUUCCUGUUGAACCAUAAAAUAUGUAAGGAUUGGAAGGACUGGAGAAGUUCCCACAUUGGUGUAUAUAUACAUUUGUGAUGGUGGAAACAUCUUUUGUCUGAAUGCAGCUGUAUCGACCCUCUAGGCAGAAUAAACAUGGUUAAGCUUU
Molecule: messenger RNA, 989 nt
Organism: Oncorhynchus keta (chum salmon)
Lineage: Eukaryota; Metazoa; Chordata; Actinopteri; Salmoniformes; Salmonidae
Product: 39S ribosomal protein L38, mitochondrial-like
Exons: 4
Coding region: 41-448 (135 amino acids)
Source: RefSeq, a predicted model, not a curated record